This is a messenger RNA of Tarenaya hassleriana, 1507 nucleotides long. Its product is annotated as NAC domain-containing protein 18-like. The record is from RefSeq and is a predicted model, not a curated record. Bases 134 to 1198 code for a protein of 354 amino acids. Gene Ontology annotation, biological process: regulation of DNA-templated transcription. Gene Ontology annotation, molecular function: DNA binding. The transcript is spliced from 3 exons. Lineage: Eukaryota; Viridiplantae; Streptophyta; Magnoliopsida; Brassicales; Cleomaceae.
AUCCUUUUGUUCACUCCUUCAUCUCUUUCUUUGCAUUCACACGACAAAACUGUCUGUCUGCUUCUUCUUUUGUUUGUUAUUCGACCAAGAAUCUUGAAUUCACAUCCAUUAAACCCUUUCCAUACCCAGAAAAAUGAUAAGCAAAGAUCCAAGAUCGAGCUUACCACCCGGAUUUCGGUUUCACCCGACAGACGAAGAGCUCAUUCUCCAUUACCUGAGGAAGAAGAUCUCUUCUUCUCAUCAAGUCCCGGUAUCCAUCAUCGCCGAUGUCGAUAUCUACAAAUUCGAUCCUUGGGAUUUGCCCGCUAAGGCUCCGUACGGGGAGAAAGAAUGGUACUUUUUCAGUCCAAGGGACAGGAAGUAUCCGAACGGAGCUCGCCCGAACAGGGCGGCCGCCUCUGGUUACUGGAAAGCCACCGGAACUGAUAAAGUGAUUGCGGCGGCGGCUAACGGCGGAGAGAUUCAUCGUCCCGUGGAGAAGAUUGGAGUGAAGAAAGCUCUUGUCUUUUACAAAGGAAAACCUCCAAAGGGUAUCAAAACGAAUUGGAUCAUGCAUGAAUAUCGCCUCGUAGAUUCUCUCUCUCCCUCGAGGCUCAGUGGUUGUGAUCGUGGUUUGAGAUCUAAAGAAUCUUCCAUGAGGCUGGAUGAUUGGGUGCUCUGUAGGAUCUACAAGAAAACUCAAGCUUCUCCGGCUUUCAUGGCGGCAACAAGCGAUCAGGAACAAGAACAAGAAGAGGAUGAAGAAGUGUCCAUAACCGGACAGACCCUUUUGCCGAGAUUACCUCAACUGACCUUUCCAUCCAUAAUGUCAAACGACAAUACCCUUAAGCCCCCGAAGAGUUCUUGUUCUUUCUCUAACCCGUCGGACCCCGGAGAUUUGAUGUUCCUCUCCGGUUUUCUCGCGGAUAAUCCAGAAAACCAGACCGAGUUCGAGUUCCCUUUGAUGUUUGGUUCCUCGGAUUUGGAUUACGGAAACGGUUACUUGGAUCAGAAGUUACCUCGAUUGACCUCUCCGCCGCUGGAGAAGUUGGGGACUGACAACAAGCGGCAAAGGACGGAUUUCGUCGACGAAAAGAUGAACCCUUUGAAGAAAACGAUGAACAUUUGCGGUUACAAUAAUAAUACUAUGGAUCAAUUUGAUCAUAGUUUUAUGAACCAGCAACUGUUGUUGAGUCCUCACCUUCAAUUCCAAGGAUGAUUUCAAAGGACCUCUGUUUCAAAACUCUCAUCUCUCUCGUAAGGUUAAAAACCGAAUCGAAAGGGGAAAGAAGGGGAAAAAAAGAAUUGGGGGGACAAAUAAGGUAAUAUAAAAAAGUAGGGGUCGUUAUGGAAAACAAUGGAAAUAUUGCGGUGGAAAACAUGACAAAAGAAUAGUUUACUACUGUUCUUGCAUAUUAGAUAUCUAUUUUUGCAGUUAGAUAUGUACCUACAUGGAAAAUCAUAUUUCAUUUGCAUAGUCUAUGUAUCGUAAGAUUUUUAAAUCUAGCUUAGAUUUAGUUCACGAUAA